Nyctereutes procyonoides (raccoon dog) is the source of this 2317-nucleotide messenger RNA. It is a transcript of the gene BCO1, whose product is annotated as beta-carotene oxygenase 1. Gene Ontology annotation, biological process: retinal metabolic process; carotene catabolic process. The record is from RefSeq and is a predicted model, not a curated record. The transcript has 11 exons. Gene Ontology annotation, molecular function: beta-carotene 15,15'-dioxygenase activity; carotenoid dioxygenase activity. Lineage: Eukaryota; Metazoa; Chordata; Mammalia; Carnivora; Canidae. The coding region runs from base 141 to 1781 and encodes 546 amino acids.
CUCAGAGCAUCAGGAGAUGCAAGAGAAGGAAGCUGCAGGAGAGCAGGAAGGAAAAAAAGGAGGAGCCGAAGAGCAGUUGCCUUGAACACAGCAGAGUGUCUGUUCACUGUCAGCAUCACUCCUGCUCAGCGCCCCAUGCCAUGGAUAUAAUAUUUGGCAGAAAUAAGAAGGAGCAGCUGGAACCUGUGCAGGCCAAAGUGACAGGCAGGAUUCCAACAUGGCUGCAGGGCACCCUGCUCCGUAACGGGCCUGGAAUGCACACAGUGGGAGAGACCAGAUACAACCAUUGGUUCGAUGGCCUGGCCUUGCUCCAUAGCUUCACAAUCAGAGAUGGUGAAGUUUAUUACAGGAGCAAAUACCUGAGAAGUGAUACCUACAAAGACAACAUCGAGGCCAACAGGAUUGUGGUGUCAGAGUUUGGAACGAUGGCCUACCCAGACCCCUGCAAAAACAUAUUUUCUAAAGCUUUCUCCUACUUGUCCCAUACCAUCCCUGAUUUCACAGACAAUUGCCUGAUUAACAUCAUGAAGUGUGGGGAAGACUUCUAUGCGACCACAGAGACCAAUUACAUCAGGAAAAUCAACCCACAUACUCUGGAAACCCUGGAGAAGGUUGAUUAUCGCAAGUUCGUGGCUGUAAAUCUGGCAACAGCACAUCCUCACUAUGAUGAAGCUGGAAAUGUUCUUAAUAUGGGCACAUCCAUCAUGGACAAGGGGAAGACAAAAUAUGUGAUCUUUAAAAUCCCUGCCACAGUCCCAGAGGACAAGAAGGAGAAGAACCCCUUGAAGCACACGGAGGUGUUCUGCUCCAUCACCUCCCGCUCCCUCCUCUCCCCGAGCUAUUACCACAGCUUCGGAGUCACGGAGAACUACGUCAUUUUCCUCGAGCAGCCUUUCAAGCUGGAUAUCCUCAAAAUGUCAACUGCGUACAUCCGGGGAGUGAACUGGGCUUCCUGCAUGGCUUUCCACAAGGAAGACAAGACUUAUAUUCACAUCAUCGACCAAAGGACCAGGAAACCUGUGCCCACCAAGUUUUACACGGACCCCAUGGUGGUCUUUCAUCACGUCAAUGCCUACGAGGAGGAUGGCUGCCUUCUCUUUGACGUCAUUGCCUACGAGGACAGCAGCCUUUACCAGCUCUUCUACUUGGCCAACCUGAACCAGGACUUUGAGGAGAACUCAAGGCUAACCUCCAUCCCCACCCUCAGGAGGUUUGCUGUGCCUCUCAAUGUGGACAAGAAUGCAGAGGUGGGCUCAAAUCUAAUCAAACUGGCAUCUACAACAGCAAGAGCCCUGAAGGAAAAGGAUGACCAAGUCUACUGCCAGCCGGAGUUGCUUUAUGAAGGUUUAGAGCUGCCUCGGAUUAAUUAUGCUCACAAUGGGAAGCGAUACCGCUAUGUCUUUGCUGCUGAAGUUCAGUGGAGUCCCAUCCCAACCAAGAUACUGAAAUAUGAUGUUCUCACAAAGUCAUCCUUAAAAUGGGGACAGGAACACUGCUGGCCAGCAGAACCCCUGUUUGUACCCACACCAGGUGCCAAGGACGAGGAUGAUGGGAUUAUCCUAUCGGCCAUCGUCUCUACUGAUCCCCAAAAGCUGCCUUUUCUACUUAUUCUGGAUGCCAAAAGUUUUACAGAAUUAGCCCGUGCAUCUAUUGAUGUAGAGAUGCACCUGGAUCUCCAUGGGCUAUUCAUCCCGGACACAGACUGCAACACCGGGAAGCAGGCCGCUUCCCAGGAAGAGCGGGACAGGGCUCCGGACUGCCACGCGGCCCCACAGAUCUGACUGGGCUGGGGCCUGGGCCCCUCCCUGGGAAGAAGGACUCCAGGCUUGCUUCUUCUCUGGGUGAAGGGGACAUCCUUCAUUUUGUUUUGCACUUAUUCUUUCUGUGGUUGCUUUGAGACGAAGGUAUGGAAAUAGUGCUUGUCAGUAUCUUUUCUUUAACUUAUUUUGGCCAUAAAAACCUUGUUUAAAAGUGGAUCAAAUAUUUAUUGAUUAGCUCAAGCACUUCUAAGAAAGCCUUUUUCCCUUAUUAUAAUGACAAUGACCAGAAAUUGUAUUAAGUCAUAUAAUCAUCCUUCUUAGAAUAAGCAACCACGGAGUUAUCAAAGAAGAGACAAGUAUUUUUCGCUGCUCUGUCCUGCCACCCCUUCUUUCCCUCUUCCCAGGAGACUAGAUUAUGCAUCUGAGAGUCCUAGCUUUCUCCACUGAGCCCUGUUAGUAAAUUAUGUGGCCAGGAAGGCAGAGUACUUUGUGGUCAUUCCAUGCAAGGCAUGGCAUGAUAUAAAAUAAUAAAAACUUUAAAAUCUGUUCCAACCUUA